This is a messenger RNA of Siniperca chuatsi (mandarin fish), 7799 nucleotides long. It is a transcript of the gene ngef, whose product is annotated as neuronal guanine nucleotide exchange factor. The transcript is spliced from 16 exons. Gene Ontology annotation, biological process: activation of GTPase activity. Gene Ontology annotation, molecular function: protein binding; guanyl-nucleotide exchange factor activity. The record is from RefSeq and is a predicted model, not a curated record. Bases 16 to 2355 code for a protein of 779 amino acids. NCBI's taxonomy places the organism in Eukaryota, Metazoa, Chordata, Actinopteri, Centrarchiformes, Sinipercidae.
AGCAGCAGAAAGUGGAUGGAUGGAUGCAAUGAAGAAAAGGGCAAGUGGGGGCAGAAGUCACAGGAAACCCCAGAGAAGCUUCCAAAAGCUGAGGUUCAACCCAGCCAUGAGGAGGACGAUGAUGAGGAUGACUCCAGAGUUGGUUUCAGCAGAGAGCCUAUCCGCAGGAACUCUCGCUUUUACCGGUCAAUGAGGAGGAAGAGGCUGGUCUCAUCUGAGCAGUCUGAAAAUUCUACCAAGCCUGGUUUGGACCACGGUCCAUCCAACAGAGCAGGAGUUACCUCAUCUAAUGCUCCCUUACCCCACAAAUCACCUUUGUUGCCCGGGGCUAGACGCCCUCAGCUUUCACCACAGCUCCAUCAUUCCAGAACUGUGUUGCCAAGCAAUGGUGAGGCCAGCAGCAGACAUGCUCUGUACAACAGGGAUGCUGUGGAUAGGAGAAAAGGAGGAGUGGGAGGGGGGAGGAGUGUGGACAUAUCCGCUGCUUCCAACAGCCUGCAUAGAGAUUUUAUAGCUGACAUGAUCACCUACCGGACCCACGGCAUUCAUAGUGGAGACAUAAAAAAGCUGUCUGAGCAAACAGCUGCAGCUUGCACUCUACACGAGGUCAGAGGGAAAACCAUGAGCUCACAACGGCCCAGUUCUGACGGAGCAGAGCGGGAUAACGUCAACCUCAGGUUGCUGAGCAAUGGAGAUAGCUCCCAGACAAUCAGCCAGAGCCUCAACAUUGUCAAAAACAUUGCCUUCCUGUACCAGGAAUACCGGGACACCUCCAAGCAGCAGGAGAUCGAGCAACGGCGGCAGCGUGAGAACCUUUCUCCCAGGGUCACGGCAGGGUCCAGUGUCAUGUCCCCCCCAGUGUUACAGCUGCAGCUGAGGAACAGUGGUCGCUCACUGAGUUUGUGGCAGAACCUUGAAGCUGUGCAAGCCAGCGGCCUGCUCACCGAGUUACCGCAGAAAGAAAUCAUAAUGCAAGAGGCCAUGUUUGAGCUUGUUACCUCAGAAGCAUCGUACUACAAGAGUUUGGAGAUUUUAGAGACUCACUUCCUACGUAAUCCUGUUUUGAUCAACACUCUCAGCCAAUCCGACAUGCAUUUUCUGUUCUCCAACAUCGAGGAAGUCAUGAAAGCCAGUGAAAGGUUCCUGAUGGAUCUUGAGCACAGAACUGAGAAGUCUAUUUUGAUUUCUGAUGUGUGUGACAUUGUCAACUAUCACGCUGUGGAACACUUCAGCGUCUUCAUCAAAUACGUCAUUAACCAGGUGUACCAGGAGAAGAACUACAGACGCAUUUUAGAGGGAAACCAGGCAUUUCGGGAGACCAUGGCUGCACUGGAGAACCAUCCACGUGUCAGGGGCCUGUCCUUUACCUCAUUCCUAAUCCUUCCUUUCCAGAGGAUCACAAGGCUCAAGCUGCUCGUACAAAAUAUCCUGAAAAAAGCAGAGGAAAACUCAGAGAGGGAAGCAAAUGCUAUAAAAGCCCAUCAGCAACUAGAGCAGAUUGUGAAAGAGUGUAACGAGGGGGUGCGAAAAAUGAGUCGCACUGAGGAGCUUAUCAGCAUUGAGAAAACACUGGAGUUUAAAUCCAAGUCUGUGCCCAUCAUUUCCCACUCGCGCUGGUUGCUAAAGAAGGGUGAAGUGCAGCUAAUGGCUGGACCUAGGAGCACUAGGACCAUGCGGAGUCGUAAGCUCUACCAACCAGUCUACUUGUUCCUUUUUAACAAUCUGCUGCUGUUCACCAAGCGCAGCUCUAGUGGGGACAAGUUCCAGGUUCUUGACUCAUGCACGCGGGCCAUGUUGAGGACUGAAGAUCUUGAAGACCAGGGCCAACUACUUGCCAAUGUCUUUAAUCUUAAACUGCUGGAGAACCAAGAGGAGCGUCCAGUCAGCUACAUGCUCAAGACCUCCAGUAUGAGUGAUAAGCUUCGAUGGAUGUGUGCUCUCACUCCUAACCGCCGCACACGCUUCAUGUCUACUGGUGCCCAUCAACCAGACUCUCCACAGGUGCAGUGUAUUCAGUCAUACUCAUCUCAGGAGCCAGAUGAACUCUCCAUCGAGAUGGCUGAUGUUUUGAACCUCCUAGAGAGAACAGACGAUGGCUGGAUGAUGGGUGAAAGGCUCCAUGAUGGUGAAAGGGGCUGGUUCCCUAGUCGAGUAGUAGAAGAGAUCCAGAGCAAGGAGGUCCGAGCUCAGAACCUAAGAGAGGCCUUGAGGAUCCAGCAGGCCCAGGAAUGUGGAGGAGGCCCGCAAACUGGAGCCAGGAUUGGUUUAAGGGUGGGGAGACGCACCCCAAAGGUCUCUAACUUCUCCAAUCCUUGGAUUGAUCAAAAGAGGGAGUGCAGUGAAGUAAAGCAGUGAAUCAGUAACAAUGAUUAAUGUCACCAUUCAGGGCCAUGUGCACUAGGAGAAAAAUAAUAAAAUAAAAAGGAUACAUAUGACUUAAUUCCCAUCAAUGACAUCUUGUCACUUUGAUUUUCACUUAGCAGUGGAUGGAUAGAAAUCCACAGUUUUGGUCCAAGUGAUCUGGGACAAUGAUCAAAGAUCUUGAGUCAAUAACCUUGUAAAAGCGAUGCUGCAUGUCAUAUAAAUGUGUGCUGAAAGUGUUUUGUAGGCCCACACAUGGUGGUAUGUAAUGCAUGAGACAGAAUAUCACACCAACAUUGAGUACAAUCCUCAGCAUGCAGACAUGGAGAUAUGAACUUAAACUAUCUAUGAUAUUUAGGCUCUGUGUUAGGUUAGGAGCUAUGUGUGGGGAUGGCAAGAACCCUAAAAGUUCUUGUAAAAGUACUGUAAACAUCCCUCAGUACUGUAAACAUCCCUCAGCUGGGCAAGUUUUAAAACUUUAAAUGUGUUCGUUCAUUGUAAAAUACCUUUCAUUAUGCCCCACAACCACAACACAAACAGUCAAAUGUUUAAUAAAAUAAAUUCAUAAAAUAGUAUUGUAUGAAAGUCACCAACGAUUAUUUAAAAAGUCUGUGUCUAUGAAUAUUGAAAUAAUUGAGUUAGCUAAAGUGAUACUCCACCCAAAAUCUUAUCAGUAUGAAACACUGACUACAGCCAGACUUGAUUGGUGGCUGUAAAAGGUUGCUCCAUUAUGGAGAACAGCGGCAGUAGUCCACUUGGCUUCACAGCAGCUGUGUCAAAAGUGUCAGGACAUCCAAAGGAAUCAGUUGCGUCAGCUACUAAUGAUGGGACUGAGUGCAAAAUUUAGUAUGGGCCCUUUUCACCUUGAUGCACACACAAUCAUGCAAACACACACAUGCACACAAGCACCAGAUAGAUUGCUAAUAUAAACCACAACAACAUGGCAAUAUUAUUUCUCCUUUAGUUUGGUACAGAACUAUCAAAAAUAGUGUAUGUCACAUUUAAAAACAGACACGGCAGCCGAUCUGAACACUUAAAACAAACUUAUAGCCUACUCAUUUAGUUUUAUUUGAAUGGCAUCCAACAAGCCUUGUGCUGUGCAGAAUCCUUAAAAAUGUCCUUUAGAUCAAACUCCCUGGCUCUGGUGUUCAUCAAGUCCAUCCAGUCUCUUCUCUGCCAUGGUGCAAAUUUGUUUUAACUUUAGAGAGGAAGUCUCUGCUCUUGCGACAGUAACAGGUAAUUUCAUGAACUAUAGCAGGGCAGUGCAAACAUCACAGAAUGUAGAUAUGAUUGAAUGGUUAUCCACAAUAAAGUUUGGAGAGCCGCCUGGAGCUCUGAUGGCAAUGUCCUGAUGCACGCUUCGCCUGCAUCCUCCUUUUUCUCCUUUUGCUUAUGAAAUCCGUUUUCGCAUUAUUCAUAUUUCGCAAGGUAUUUGCACACUGUCUCAAACACUCCUCCUGAUUUUCUAAUGCUAAGAACAAGUUUUUCCUACCUGUCAUGUACCCAAGCUGACCGCAGCUUCUGUUCUCUGUACAAACUACAAACUAACAGCCAUCUUCUAUGCCUACAGUGUUUAAUACUCAAAAGAUAGAUUUUGUGUGGAAUAUCAUUUUAAAAUUGUCAAUUUAACAGGAGCACACAAACAAGGGAUAUAUCCUGUAAUAGCAAUUUUAAUGCCAAAUAAUUGCAAUAUGUUGUAACUGCAUAGAAUGUAUCAAUACUAUGAACAACUAUGGAUCAGCAUGAUUGUAAAGCCUGUGUGUCUUUAACUAUGGUGUAUAGUAAUGCAAACAUUCAGUGUUUAAAUGAAUAAUUACUAAAAUAAUUGUUAUUUCAUUUUGUAAGAUGUAAAUUAUGAUGAUGUGCCUGACUUGCUGAUUUAAUUAUUUUAAUUAUUUAUUUAUUUUCUCUCCCAUGUGGAACACAAAUUCAUAUGCAACUCCUGUUGGAGAUAGAGCAGACAUGCAACCUCUAUAACACACGCCAACAAGGAGCUUCACAGGGAGGUUUAUGGUAAUCAUCUACCCUCACUGCAAUAUUUUACAUUUACAGUCUGUAGGACUACACUAAAACAUGCUGACACACACACUACUCAUUUAAUUGUAAAGUUGAAGGGGAACUACACACUCAAAUUCUGCUAGAACCCUCUCCAAUCAUAUGAUUGGAGGAUUGAAGAAACACGUGACACACGUGACACACAGGGUCAGGGGACACAGAGGAGACCAACUGAUCACCGCUCAGUGUGGCAUGGACAGUGACGUAGAGCUGGUAGUCAGAGCUAACCAGCCAUGAGAAGCUAUUGUCACACUCUCUGUUUUUCCGCUGGAAGGACAGGGCGUCUAGUUGAUCUUUGACACAGUUACUGUGUACCUGUGUUGUAGCUGGGCUAGCAGCUCUACUAUGAGAGGCCCUCAUGGUGUGUGUGUCUGUGGGGAAGUGUCAGUACGUACAACAUAAUACCUUUUGUCUUGCCUAUUCCAUCACAAUUAGGGAGGGGCCAGAGAAUUCAGCCGAACCAAACUUUCAAAUCCAAACAGACACAAACAGCUAUGUUUGAACAAAAUAAGCUGUUUUUACACACAAUAUGUUUUGAUAUUAACAUAACAAUCUAUGUAAUUAUCUGUACAACGAAAAAAAGACUCUUUAAAUUCAUUAAUGCAGGUUCUUCAGUCCAGACCACAGGAACACAAAAACUGACUUAAGCACCUCAGCAGCCUCAGCGUUGCCUGUUCUUGUUUUUCACUCACUCAAACUACAGUUCUAACAAAUGUUCAUAUCUUAUUGCAUGUAAAAGCCAAUUUAUCUGUGCGUAAAAGAGCUUACUGGUACCAUAGAGAGUGACGCCAAGUUCAGACAGGUGGCAGAAGCGCUGCGAUAUGUCAGUUCUCGCACGAGCAGUAGCCUGGCUGUUCACACCAGAAGCCUAUUUCUCUGCACCGGUCAACAAGCAAUUCUGCUCCUGUGCUUUUUUCUAAUCACACGUAGAGCUGAUCUCUAUCACAUCUGAUUUGAUCUGAUCGCUCUCUCUCUGUCUGUCUGUCUGUCUGUCUGUCUGUCUGUCUGUCUGUCUGCUCAUCUCUCUGUUUGGACUCAACUGAUAAAUAAAUAUGUGGAAUAAGUACGUAAUUUAAAAAACAUAAUCACAAACAGCAGUGAUAGUGGGAAAAUCAAAAGAUUUGGCAAGCAUGGGAUGCAUAUCUAAUUAUUUAUCAGACUCAGAUUAUUUAUAUCAUAUAUAAUAUAUCAUUUAUAUCAGUUAUGAUAGAUUAUCAGUGUGUUUUCUUGCCAGAUUGGCUCACGGCACGCUGAGAAAAUAGACAUGACGCCAAAACUAUUGCUGUAGAUUGGCUGGCCACGGCGCGUCCUAUUUGAACAGCCCAACUGGUUAACAUGGGCACCGAAAGGAAUAGGGCAGCACUACGUGGCACUUCGCUUCCUGUCUGAACACUGCUUUCUCACUUCUUAAUGUGUUGUUUGAACUGUGCGCUCUUUAGAGCAGCUGUCUGGAGAAAACAUUUCCAUGCAACCCAGGCAUUAUGUUAUUAGUUUGAUUUUAAUGCACAGUCAGACAUCUGAUCUCACACAUACAUACAAACACGACUGAGAGGAAUCUGUCAGGUAAAUAGAAGAGUGUGCCCAAAGGCCUGGCAAUGUAAAAAGAUGAAAGAGCCUCCGCGAGCGUACAGGAGGUACGUAAAGCUAUUAUGAAUCGGACACUUUGGGCCUCAUUUUAUUGACGCAAGCGCAACAACCAGCACAAAUCUUCAAGUGCCCUUGCUAUUUCAUGCAGGGAAGCGGACAUAUAUACAUUGGCUUCAGAAAGUAUUCAGACUUCUUCACUUUCUUGCACAUUUUAUUGUGUAUUAAAAAUUAAUGACAUUUUCUUUUUGACAAGUAAUGGUACACACAAUAAUCCAUGCAUAAGUAUUGAGACCGCUAUGGCAUUCCAAACUGAACUCAGGGGCAUCCUGUUUGCUCUGGUUAUCCUUGAAACAUCAACUUGAUUGGAGUCCAACUGUGGCAAAUUCAAUUGAUCUUUGUUAACAGCUGGUGAUCAGAGUGGUUAAACUUUUAAGUACAUCAUAUCAUUGUUUUAUGCUGAUCACCUCAAAAGCUCUGAAUUGAGAGCACCACGAUUCAGAGCUAUGAAGCAGCUUGUCCUUUUCAGUUUGUGAAGCUAAUGUUAGGUCUGUAUAAGAUCAGGGCUGUCAAUAAUAUCAUUAGAUGUCCUCAGUCUGAUAUCAAAACAUUGCCAUCAGUUUUUCAUUGUUACCAUAACUGGACAACUUAUGUAAUUAAUAAAUAUGCCCCUUUUUAAUGUCAUGAUUACAGUAUAUUUAAAUAUUAUUGAGUAAUGUUUGGUAUACCUCUAAUGUAGUCUUAGUUAAUGUUUAUAACCAGUCUUUCACAUCAGUCUUUUAAACUGGUGAUAGUUUAACUGGUGGAGAAAAUGGAUGGAUGACGGGGUUCCACUAGGUUCUGUGCUUGGACCGAUUAAUUUCACCUUAUAUAUGAUUCCUUUAGGCAAUAUUAUUAGGCAACGCUCCAUAAUCUUUCAUUGUUAUGCAUAUGAUACCCAAUUAUAUCUAUCGAUCAAGCCAGAUGAAACUAACCAGUUAGCUAAACUUCAAGCAUGCCUUAAGGACAUAAAGAUCUGGAUCACCUGCAAUUUUCUGAUGUUAAACUCAGACAAAACUGAAGUUAUUGUACUUGGCCCCAAACACCUUCGAGACACAUUAUCUAAAGAUAUAGUUGCUCUAGAUGGCAUUGCCCUGGUCUCCAGCACCACCGUAACGAACCUCUGAGUUAUCUUUGAUCAGGAUGUAUCCUUUAACUCCCACAUAAAAGGAGUGCCUUCUUUCAUCUAUGCAACAUUGCAUAGAUGAAACAAUCAACAAUCAGGCACAUCCUGUCUCAAAAUGAUGCUGAAGAACUAGUCAACAUUUGUUACUUCUAGGUUGGACUAUUGCAAUUCCUUAUUAUCAGGCUGCCCGAAUAAGUCCCUUAAGACUCUCCAGUUGAUCCAGAAUGCUGCGGCACAUGUAAUGGCAAGAACUAGGAAAAGAGAUCAUAUUUCUCCAAUAUUAGCUUCUCUGCACUGGCUCCCUGUAAAAUCCAGAAUAGAAUUUAAAAUCCUUCCCCUGACCUACAAAGCUCUUUAUGGUCUGGCACCAUCAUAUCUUAAAGAGCUCAUAAUACCUUAUUACCCGACUAGAACACUGCGCUCCGAGAAUGCAGGGUUACCUGUGGUUCCUAGAGCCUCCAAAAGUAGAAUGGGAGCCAGCAAAUUGUGAUUUUUGAAAUUGGGCUAUAUAAAUAAAACUUUACUACUUUACUUGACUAAUGUAUGUGUUAGUGCAACAUCAUUAUACUUGUAAUGUAUACAUGUAUACAUUAAUCACCAUCACUAAUAUGAUUGCAUAAACUGUGGUUCUUGA